CGCGGCCAUGGCCCAGUCCCCUCCUCUGCACAGCCUCCUGGGCCAAGACCACUGGAUCUUCCCCCAGGGUUGGGGCUGGGCCGGCCACCCGGACUCCACAUCCCCUGCCUCCUCCUCGGACUCGUCGGGCUCGUGCCCCUGCGACGGCUCCCGCGGCCCCUCGCAGCCCGCGCCGCAGGCCCGCAACGCCCGCGCCGCAGAGGCCGCCCCGACGGCGCCCGGACGGGCCCGCAGCGGAGCCGCCGCCGGGCAGCGGCAGAGCGCCAGCGAGCGCGAGAAGCUGCGCAUGCGCACGCUCGCCCGCGCCCUGCACGAGCUGCGCCGCUUUCUGCCGCCGUCCGUGGCGCCCGCCGGCCAGAGCCUCACCAAGAUCGAGACGCUGCGCCUGGCCAUCCGCUACAUCGGCCACCUGUCGGCGGUGCUGGGCCUCAGCGAGGAGAGCCUGCAGCGCCGGCGCCGGCGGCGCAGCGACGCGGCGGUGCCUCGGGGCUGCCCGCUCUGCCCCGACGGCGGCCCCGCGCAGACGCAGACGCAGGUGCAGGCGCGCGCCCCGGCGCUGGGCUCAGCCGCCAGCCCCUCCGCGUCCUGGGGGUCCCCGCCGGCGUGUCCCGAAGCACUAGCGGCCCCCGAGCGCCUGGGGAGCAGGAUACCUGACAUGGGUCCCUGGGUUACACCCCCUUACCACCCUGGGAUGCAGUCGCCCCCGCAACUGUCCCGAGGGAGAGGCCCCGACGGGGCCCUUUGGACACCGCCCCAGGGCUGUUCAGGAACGCAGACGUCCCCAGAGUCCAGGAAUCAGGCUACACCCUGGACGCCUUCCCCCGCGGCCCCUGAGCUGGCUGUAAUAUACCAGGGUAUCUCUGUGUCUCCAGAGUCCUGUCUGUUGCCAGAAACGCCACCCCUCCUGUCCCGCCCAGCAUGCCAGAGACUCCAGUCUCAGACCCAGUGGGGUUGCUGGAGCCACGGCGCAGAGAUGCUCCCCGGGUCAGAAGACCAGGGACCAGGCCCUGCCUUCCAGCUCGGUGAUGAGAGCCCUUCCCAGAGCUCAGGCGUGCAGCUCAGUGGCUGCCCUGAACUUUGGCAAGAAGAUUUGGAGGGGGCCCACCUGGGCAUCUUCUACUAAAGGCCUUGCGUUGUCCCCUUGUCGGCCAGGAGUCAGGCCUCCAGGGUGGGCUGCCUUCCAUCUGCUGCC
Molecule: messenger RNA, 1192 nt
Organism: Lynx canadensis (Canada lynx)
Lineage: Eukaryota; Metazoa; Chordata; Mammalia; Carnivora; Felidae
Gene: MESP2
Product: mesoderm posterior bHLH transcription factor 2
Exons: 2
Coding region: 8-1123 (371 amino acids)
Biological process (GO): heart morphogenesis; somite rostral/caudal axis specification; mesoderm formation
Cellular component (GO): nucleus
Molecular function (GO): DNA-binding transcription factor activity, RNA polymerase II-specific; RNA polymerase II cis-regulatory region sequence-specific DNA binding; protein dimerization activity
Source: RefSeq, a predicted model, not a curated record